This is a messenger RNA of Austrofundulus limnaeus, 3051 nucleotides long. RefSeq names its product cyclic AMP-responsive element-binding protein 5. The record is from RefSeq and is a predicted model, not a curated record. Gene Ontology annotation, biological process: regulation of DNA-templated transcription. Gene Ontology annotation, molecular function: DNA-binding transcription factor activity; DNA binding. Lineage: Eukaryota; Metazoa; Chordata; Actinopteri; Cyprinodontiformes; Rivulidae.
AGGCUGAAGGCUGCACUUUCGCACCACCCCGGUUCCAUUCCAAACGGCAACAUGAACUCCAUGGGUCACAUGAUGGACAUGAUGUCUUCACGGCAGGAGCAAGGCGGCCACCAUCACAUGCACCCGCACCAGCACCUGCAGGCCCCUCCUCACACAUACCAGCACCARGAACACCACCACCACAACCAGGGCCACGGCCAGGCAGCGCACCACCACCACCCGCAGGGACACAGUCUCCACCACAACUCCCACAAUCCCCACCUCCUGCCGGGACACCCGCACCAGACCUCACCGCACGCUGCUAUGCACUCUGCUUCACAGAUGUCGCCCGCAACCCAGCAGAUGCAGCCCACACAGACGCUGCAGUCACCGCCGCCCAGCGGGGGGCGGCGCAGGCGCGUAGUAGACGAGGAUCCGGACGAGCGGCGGCGGAAGUUCCUGGAGCGGAACAGAGCGGCGGCGACGAGAUGCAGGCAGAAGAGGAAAGUCUGGGUGAUGUCCUUAGAGAAGAAAGCAGAGGAGCUCACUCAGACCAACAUGCAGCUUCAGAACGAAGUGACCAUGCUAAAGAACGAGGUGACCCAGCUCAAGCAGCUCCUGCUCACUCACAAGGACUGCCCCAUCACCACUAUGCAGAAAGAGUCCCAAGGUUACCUCAGUCCAGAGAGCAGUCCGGCGGGGAGCCCCACCCCAGCGUGUUCCCAGCAGCAGGUCAUCCAGCACAACACCAUCACCACCUCCACCACCGCCGUAGGGGGCAGCAGCGUGCACGGGCCGGCCAACCACCGCACAGACAUUAACCCCAUCCAUUAGGGACCUGGGAUCAUUUGAUCUAACCCCCCUCCUCCACCCUGCUUUCUGAGGGUUACCAGCUGCACACGCUGCCCCCAUUUCCAUCAAGAGAGAGAAAAAAGAAAACCUCAUGAGCCUGCGAGGCUGCUCUUUCUACAGUAGCUACAGUAUAUUUUUCUAGACCAACCCCAUUAACAAACGAUGGCUCCACGGUUCGUUCACUUGUGUUUUUUUUCCUCUCUUUUUUUGUUCUGUUUGUUUUUGUUGAAAUGUUUUGCGGAAAGAAAAGAUUGCUAAUCUCUCCACACCAUUUGUUGGACUUCCUCUGGUGUGCCAGCUCACAAAACUGACUGCGGCGGGUCGUGAAACCAGAGGAGGYAGAAAAAGAAUGACUGUGAUCUCUAGAAACGUUUCAAUUUAAAUUUAAAAAAGACAAACCAUCUGUGCGCCGGUAUAGAUCUUUGUUUCUCCUGGAAACARAUAAGACUGUUCUCACUGUCAUGACCAUCCCUAAAAGGCUUUAUUACAGGUUGCAUGACAGUGAUUAGAUUAUAUCUUGUUGGAUCAAAUGGUAGCAAUAUGUCAUCCAUCAUGUUUUCUACUGUAGGCUCACACUUUGAUCAGAAUGGCCAAGGACCUAAACCAUGUUGUUUCAGAACUGAACACUGUGAUACUGGUGAGGCAGCUCAGGGGCUGAGAGCAGCUCCUCCGCCCUGCAGGACCAAACUGAAGCUUUAAUCAUWAAGGCCUUAUUUUAUUUUCUAUGGGUGUUGUACGUUGAGCUCUGCGUUUUGGAUCCAAACAAAAAAAUCCAAACGAAUUUUACGUGUGAAUCUUGUAUAUUUAUGUUUUUUGUUUGUCUGUUUGUUCUUUCUUUUUUUCUGCAGAACAAAGUUCGGUAGCAGUGCUAAGGCAGAAAAGAGAAGUUUAUUCCUUUAAGGAACUGUUUCAAGUGAUCCUUCCUUGUUUUUCCAAGUCGUCACAGCGUGCCUGAAUCUGUUUCCAAAUUUUUUGCUGGCUUACGAAUACGUAACCACAAUAAUUAUCUUUAAUUUUUUUUAUUUUUUUGCCCAAAACAAUGUCUGUUUUUAGUUUUCUCUGUCACAAACAAGGCCAAAUCUCCUCGAACAUAUUGCCGACACUUUGUCUCCCUGCCAGCUUUAAUACGUUCUCAUGUUGACCGUAGAUUGUCUCUUUCUUUCCUCUGCGACCAGAAAUGUCAGUUCUGUUGCAUGAAGACCGUGAUGCACUGUGGGAUUUUUUUUUUUUUUUUUGUAGCAGGAUGGGUGAAUUACGUUUCACUGACAGGUGGAGCGAUCACAGAGCUGCCUAUGCACUUUGCCCUCUGUCACAGAAGAGGGUGGGAGAGCCAUGUUAAGGUCAGAGUUGAUCCCUCGUCUUCACCAACACCAGCGAGAAAACCCAACUGUGUUUUUGCCUUUUUGGAAGAGGCCAUGCCUGGCUCCUAUCUCAGUGAUUUAAUUCGGAAAGGUUUUUUUCUUGAAAUGUCUUUUCGUCAUGUUUUUUCACACAUUUACAMAUUUUGUGUCGUUUCUUAAUAUCGGAGCAGACGACAAUUUGUACAAGACAGAGAAAUCCACUUAAAAAGGGCUUUGUUGUUCCACCCCGCUUGCCUUGUUUUUUUUUUUUAAUGAAAUCAUUCCAGAUCAACCUUUUGCAUGUGAAAUUUAUUAAUGACCUCAAACUAUUUUAAACUGGAAGAAUUAGGAGGACCUCAAACUUACAUUUAAGCUCUUUUUUUCCCCCUCGUUUUUAUUUAGUUUUAUAAAGAAACAAAAAUAUUCGUUCCUCUGUAAGGUCAGAUGGAAGUACAGCGUGUGUGUGAAUGUGAGGCAGAGAACAAAUCUCYCAUAUUAAUAAGUCUGUAUGUGUGUUAUUUUAAGCUUAAAAAGUAUAAAUAUUGUACAUAAUAUUAAUUUCUAUAAUCCUGUACAUGUAUUGCAACCACCCUUCUUUUUGAAGGGAGUUUAAAUGUGUGGUACGUGUGUAAAUAAUGUUUCCACUGCACUUGUUGCCUUUUUUCCGUUUUCUUUGUCAAGAUGUUGAAGCUCAUUUCAGCGCUUUUAAAACCUUGUUGGUGUGUAACGAACUGAUGAAUCCACURUUGCCUGCAUAACUUUGUACAUUUGUUUUGUCCGUGUGUUUGUAAUUAUGUUUUAUUUUUGCAUUUGUACAGACAUUUAAUAUCAUUGCAGUUACAUUARGAUAUGAAAAUAAAGCACUUGUUCGGCAACGUAA